AUGUAUGGACCGAAUGAAAUUGCGAAGGCUCGUCUGGAGUUACUCCGUCAUACAAACAUGAUUGGUUAUGCCAUCGACGUGUACAAGGAGCUGAACGGAACCGACGAAACACCUGCUGAGUUCAAAGGUCGAGAAGAAGGGAUCAAUCGCCAAUAUGAGGACUUCAAGGACAGCAAACUGUACGAAUGCAUGGAAAGCUGUCUGGAGAGCGAUUCCAUCCCUACGCUCUCUGAUGAUGAUCUGAAGGAGUUUUCUCUGACGCGAGAGGAUAUGGACAAGUCCUAUUCCCUCGCCCAAUUUAUCAUGAAUUGCGGAGACUACGAACUUGCUCUGAACCUUAUCUCCUUUUACAUUCAACAAAUUCCCGCGACAACGAGUGGCGAUCUCUUCCACGACCGCAUGCUGAACCUGCUGUGGGGUCGUCUGACCUGUGAGUCGUUGAUGAGUCUGGAUGACGGAAUGACCACUUUAAAAGAGCUGGAAGACGCCCUGGCCAACAUUGAAAAGGUCGCUUCGGCUGCUCAAGUGCUCCAAGAGCGAUCGUGGCUGGUUCACUACGGCCUCUUCUUGCUCAGCGGAAUGAAGAACGGAGAGGAUUUCUUCGUGCGAACGUUCUUCCGCAAAGAGUCGGUGUGGCAGCUGAACUCGAGUGUAGAUAUCUCGCCACGAUCGAGCUCAACGCUCCCUGGCUGCUUCGCUACCUCGUGGUCGUGUUUAUGA
Messenger RNA from Blastocystis hominis, 720 nucleotides. RefSeq lists its product as hypothetical. Gene Ontology annotation, molecular function: translation initiation factor activity. Gene Ontology annotation, cellular component: cytoplasm; nucleus; eukaryotic translation initiation factor 3 complex. The transcript has 5 exons. Gene Ontology annotation, biological process: translational initiation. NCBI's taxonomy places the organism in Eukaryota, Bigyra, Opalinata, Blastocystidae. Bases 1 to 720 code for a protein of 239 amino acids. The record is from RefSeq and is a predicted model, not a curated record.